AAACCCUAAGGUAUAGCAAGCAAGAUCGAAAACAGAACUCAGAACGGAGGCGCCGCACAGUGGGAGAGAGAGACGGAGAGUCGCCGGAGUAGCAAAACCAGAGUGAGAAAAGACAACAAUGGCGGACAAGGCAGUGACUAUUAGAACUAGGAAGUUCAUGACCAAUAGGUUGCUUGCAAGGAAACAAUUCAUUAUUGAUGUAUUGCAUCCUGGAAGAGCUAAUGUUUCCAAGGCUGAGUUGAAAGAAAAGUUGUCAAGGAUGUAUGAAGUGAAAGACCCAAAUGCCAUCUUUGUGUUCAAGUUCAGAACCCACUUUGGAGGAGGCAAAUCUACUGGCUUUGGUUUGAUCUAUGACUCUGUUGAGAAUGCCAAGAAGUAUGAGCCAAAGUACAGGCUGAUCAGGAAUGGAUUGGACACUAAGGUGGAGAAGUCCAGAAAGCAAAUGAAGGAGAGGAAGAACAGAGCCAAGAAAGUCCGUGGUGUUAAGAAGACAAAGGCCGGAGAUGCCAAGAAGAAAUGAUCUGUUAGUAAUUGUAGACAAAGCAUGAGAAGCGUUUUGUUGCUCCAGUUACAUGCCAUAUCAUUUAUGUUUUUAUUGGACCUUUUUGUAGACUCUUUUCAAUUUUGCUCAGGUUACUCCAACAUAUUUUGCAUGUUCAAGUACUAUUAGAUCAUCAUCAGUGAAUCGUUAGAAUAUUAUUCUCUCUUCAAAUGUUGCCAAAUUUAUUUCUUCGUUGUUGUCAAAAUGAGUUUGGUAUAUAAAGUAAAAUGAGAGGAAAUGCUUACA
This is a messenger RNA of Solanum tuberosum (potato), 787 nucleotides long. Its product is annotated as 40S ribosomal protein S24-1. Gene Ontology annotation, cellular component: ribosome. Gene Ontology annotation, biological process: translation. NCBI's taxonomy places the organism in Eukaryota, Viridiplantae, Streptophyta, Magnoliopsida, Solanales, Solanaceae. Bases 119 to 520 code for a protein of 133 amino acids. The transcript has 6 exons. Gene Ontology annotation, molecular function: structural constituent of ribosome. The record is from RefSeq and is a predicted model, not a curated record.